UACGUGGAUGUGAGUGGAACCGCCCCGUGACCUCAACCCUUCUGUCUCUUUUCACCUAAUUCCCUUACCAAAGUACCAAACACUCGACCACCUCUAACAACAUCCACACACACACACCCAUAUAUAUAUACACACACACACACACAUACAUAUUGAGAAACCACAUAGAAGCCAUAUAAUAUUUUGGUCGUACCUUUGUAUCUUUGGCAAAACACAAAAAACCAAAACCAUAAUAAAAAGCGCUCCUUAUAUUUGUGUAAUUGAUUCUAAUUGUCGUAUAGAUGCUCAAAUUCAAUUCAACCAAAGCUCCUAAUUUAUUUCUUCUCUUUCUCUUCCUUCUUGUUAUCCUUCUUUGUUCAACGCAAACACAAUGCCACACGAAAGGUCUACGGUUACGACCAAGAAACCAGAAGAAUGUGAACGCGACGAGUGAUCGGACACAAAACCCGGAAGAUGAGUUCAUGAAAUGGGUGAGAUUUGUUGGGAGCCUUAAACACUCAGUGUUCAAGACAGCCAAGAACAAACUCUUCCCUUCUUAUACGCUCACUGUCCAUAAGAAAUCCAAUAAAGGUGACUUCACUAAAAUCCAAGACGCCAUUGAUUCUCUCCCUCUCAUCAACCUUGUUCGUGUCGUAAUCAAAGUUCAUGCCGGAGUUUACAAGGAGAAGGUGAAUAUACCACCAAUGAAGGCGUUCAUAACAAUACAAGGGGAAGGAGCAGAGAAUACAAUAGUGGAAUGGGGAGAUACAGCACAAACACCUGACUCAAAAGGCAACCCCAUGGGGACCUUCAACUCUGCCUCUUUCGCCGUUAAUUCUCCUUUCUUUGUCGCCAAGAACAUCACUUUCAAGAACACGACCCCGGUCCCUUUGCCUGGCGCAGUUGGGAAACAGGCAGUGGCAUUGAGGGUGUCCGCAGACAAUGCAGCGUUUUUCGGGUGUAAAAUGCUUGGUGCCCAAGACACUCUAUAUGAUCAUUUGGGAAGACAUUAUUACAAAGACUGUUACAUUGAGGGAUCUGUUGACUUUAUCUUUGGCAAUGCCCUUUCUCUCUAUGAGGGGUGUCACGUGCAUGCGAUAGCGGAUAAGCUAGGAGCAGUGACGGCACAAGGGAGGAGCAGUGUGCUAGAGGACACCGGAUUCUCGUUCGUAAAGUGUAAGGUGACAGGGACAGGGGUAUUAUACCUUGGGAGGGCAUGGGGUCCCUUCUCAAGAGUCGUCUUUGCUUACACCUAUAUGGACAACAUCAUCCUCCCUAGAGGCUGGUACAAUUGGGGCGACCCUUCCCGUGAGAUGACGGUGUUUUAUGGGCAGUACAAGUGCACGGGAGCAGGAGCAAACUAUGCAGGGAGGGUGGCUUGGGCAAGAGAGCUCACAGACGAAGAAGCCAAACCUUUUAUAUCUCUUAACUUUAUCGACGGCUCUGAAUGGAUCAAACUCUAACCUUUACACACGACUUAAUAAUGUACAUUUUCACUAUAAUAAAAAUCAAAAUAUUUUAUAUAUAUAACAUCUUACAUA
Capsella rubella is the source of this 1520-nucleotide messenger RNA. RefSeq names its product probable pectinesterase 53. The transcript is spliced from 5 exons. NCBI's taxonomy places the organism in Eukaryota, Viridiplantae, Streptophyta, Magnoliopsida, Brassicales, Brassicaceae. Gene Ontology annotation, biological process: cell wall modification. Gene Ontology annotation, molecular function: pectinesterase activity. The record is from RefSeq and is a predicted model, not a curated record. Bases 282 to 1442 code for a protein of 386 amino acids.